AUGUCACGGUCGCAGGUUUCAAUAGGCGCUGGCCCUGCUGAUGAAGAUGGCGGUUGUUGCAAGUUAUCAGAUGCGACAGGCAAGUCACGAUCGCAGGUUUCAAUAGGCUCUGGCGCUGCUGAUGAAGAUGACGGUUGUUGCAAGUUAACAGACGCGACAGGCAAGUCACUGUCGCAGGUUUCAAUAGGCUCUGGUGCUGCUGAUGAAGAUGACGGUUGUGACGCCCAUGAACAGGAUGGUUGCUGCAAGUUAACAUAG
Parnassius apollo (apollo) is the source of this 258-nucleotide messenger RNA. The record is from the annotation of a GenBank genome assembly. Lineage: Eukaryota; Metazoa; Arthropoda; Insecta; Lepidoptera; Papilionidae.